Molecule: messenger RNA, 9871 nt
Organism: Penaeus chinensis
Lineage: Eukaryota; Metazoa; Arthropoda; Malacostraca; Decapoda; Penaeidae
Gene: dom
Product: helicase domino-like
Exons: 33
Coding region: 177-9029 (2950 amino acids)
Cellular component (GO): Swr1 complex
Molecular function (GO): ATP hydrolysis activity; ATP-dependent chromatin remodeler activity; ATP binding
Source: RefSeq, a predicted model, not a curated record
CUGGCGAUCCGCUGAGGGCCGGCCGUCGUGUGUCUCUUGUUACUUAGACCCGCCAGAAAUGGAGUGAAUUCGGCGCGGGGUUUUCCCGCUGUGUUCGAAAACUUUGUGUGGGUCGCGUCACGCAGGAUGAGUGAUGUUAUAGUGCCAGAUGCAUCGUGUGUGUUUAAGUGUAUGUAAUGAGUGCACGAGAAACAAGCUUGCAGAAUGAAUCCAGCACACCAGGCCAGAAUGUGACACAAGUUAUUCAGGCUGCUGGGAGUAAUGCUCCCAGCAGCAGCAGCAACAAUGUCAGUGGAGGCAUGGAGUCUCAGUUGGCCCAGCAACUCAUGAGUCCGGUAAAGGGGUCCAGCAUGGGGUCGGGUGAGGGAGAGCUGGUGAGGUUAUCAGAUCCACGCAGCUUACAUUCCUAUACACCGCACACCUCACCCGUCCCAUCUGGCCAUGCAACCCCUGUGGCAGCAGAGGUUACCCCCAACACCACCCCUUCCUCCUCUCCCCGGAGACCACUACCCAGUGUGUCUCUGGAACCUCCAGCCAAACGGAUAAAAGUGGAGGAAAAACCCACUAAUAUCUUAGAACUUAGAAAUCUCAUUAUUGAUUGGAAGAAGGUUAAACUGGAGAGUGUUAAGGAUAAGUACAAUGACCAUUUGGUGGAAAAAUUCUUUCUGGAGAAUGAUGGCAACAUGAUGGACUUCCAGUCAUGGUGUAAGAGGCCAACUCCGGAGCUGCUUCAGUACAUUCGUCAAAACAAACUGGAAGGGGAUGAGUCUCUGGAAGCUAAGUACACCAUCCCAAAUCCUCUGCAGCUUUCAUCAAGUAUUCAGGUCAAAAGUGAGCCUCAAACUGAUUCUCAGUCUCCAUCAAAAUCUGGGCUAAGCUUGACUAGCAGAGGGUCAUCCUCUCCAGUUAAGCCUAGUAAGGGCAUGGCCAGUCCUGGUGUUGCUGCAAGACAAAAGACUCCAUCUACAAGUGAGGCAGCCCCAAGUUCAACCCAGCAAGAUCAGAUGGUUGAGAAGGCAAGACAAGAAGCGUAUGUUAUGCAACGUAUUGCUGCCUUGAGAAAAGAAGGACUGUGGCCAGAGAAACGUUUACCAAAAGUUCAGGAGCCUCCGAGGGCAAAGGCCCACUGGGACUAUUUACUUGAGGAAAUGGUGUGGCUCAGUGCUGACUUUGCUCAAGAAAGAAAAUGGAAAAAAGCAGCUGCCAAAAAGUGUGCUCGAAUGGUUCAGAAAUAUUUCCAGGAUAAGGCAUUGCAGGCACAAAAAGCUGAAAAAGAACAGGAAAUGAGAACUAGGAAAAUUGCAGCAUUUAUAGCAAAGGAAAUUAGGACCUUCUGGGGCAACGUAGAAAAAUUAGUUGAAUAUAAAGUAACAACCAAAUUAGAUGAGAAGAAAAAGAAGGCAUUGGACCAGCAGCUUAGUUUUAUUGUAGAUCAGACGGAGAGGUAUUCCUCUUGGUUAGCUGAGAGUAUGAACAAACCCGUGGACUCAACAGCUGCUUCCACUCGUUCCAAUUCACCGUCACGAGACAGUCGUGUUUCUGAUGAGGAAUUUCAGCCAGUGGAGUCAUCUGAUGAUGAUGAGGGCACCAUAGCGAGAGAGGAUGACAACCCUGAGGAGCAGGCCUCCGAGCUUCAGCUGCUACAAGAGGAAUCCAAGCAGACCAUCGAGGACCUGCUGAAGGAACUCCCUCCUGGCUACUUGGACCGUGAUAGUGACACCUCCAGUUUUAGUGGUGAUGCCGAACAGCCCGAGGCCCUGGAGGCUUCAGAGGCUGCAGUGCAAGAGGAGGAAGCAAGUGAGAAAAAGGAGAAGGAGAAGGAGAAGGAGAAGGGGAUGGGGAAAGUAGAACCCGUGGACAAGGACAAAGGUGAAGGUGAGGGAGAGGAGGAGGCUAUGGAGGUUGAACAGGAGAAAAAGGAGGAAGACAGUGAGAAGGUGGAUGGUGUUGGUGAAAGAAAAACAGUUAAAGAUAUUAGAAAGAGGAAAGUGAAAUUAAAGACAAGUGGGGGUGAGGGUACAUCAAAGAAGGAAGUCGACAAAGAUUUUGAGGUGGAGGAAUCGGAGGAUGAUGAUGAAAAUACAAUUGAAGAGCAAGAGGAGAAAGAAGGGGAAGUUAACCAUCAAGAGGAGUUGAACGAUUUGCAGGCGGAAAAUGAAAUGUCAGUUGAAGAGUUGAGAAGAAAAUAUGCAGAAUUGGCUGCCAGUGCUGAACCAAUGGAGGAAGACAUCGACAACGAAAGUUCAGACGAUGAUGAUGAAGAUAAUGAAGAUGAUGAGGAAGAAGAAGAGAUGGAAGUUGAAGGCGAGGAGGAAGAGCUGCAUGAAGAUUCUGACAGGGACGAAGAGUGUAGUGAAGAAGGGGAAGAGACGCCUAGUGAUGAGGAGGAGGAGGAUCUUGGCCUCGGCUUGGCAACACUCAUGGAUGAGAAUUUCGAGACCAAGGACAAAGUUGCCAAGGGUGAUAGCGAGAAGGCAGACAAGGAGCUCCAGGAUGCCUCAGCAGUGGCAGAAGCACUUCAGCCCAAAGGCUUCACCCUGUCUUCCACUUCUGUGACUACACCCAUUCCUUUCCUGUUGAAGCACAUGCUGAGAGAGUACCAACAUGUAGGCUUGGACUGGUUAACAACUAUGUAUGAAAAGAAGUUAAAUGGUAUUCUUGCCGAUGAGAUGGGUCUUGGUAAGACCAUUCAGACCAUAUCUCUCUUGGCCCACCUCGCUUGUGAGAAGGGUAAUUGGGGGCCACAUCUGAUUGUUGUCCCUACCUCCGUCAUGCUCAACUGGGAAAUGGAGUUCAAGAAGUGGUGCCCGGCUUUCAAGAUCCUCACCUACUAUGGCACGCAGAAAGAGCGGAAGAUGAAGAGACAAGGUUGGACAAAGCCAAAUGCAUUCCAUAUUUGUAUUACUUCCUACAAGCUGGUGAUCCAGGACCAUCAGAGUUUCAGAAGAAAAAAGUGGAAAUACUUUAUCCUUGAUGAAGCUCAGAACAUUAAGAAUUUCAAGUCGCAACGAUGGCAGUUACUAUUAAAUUUUCAAAGCCAAAGACGUUUAUUGCUGACGGGAACACCUCUCCAAAAUAACCUAAUGGAGUUGUGGUCCUUGAUGCAUUUCCUGAUGCCCAAUGUGUUCGCCUCGCAUCGAGAGUUCCGGGAAUGGUUUUCCAACCCUGUGACUGGUAUGAUUGAAGGCAAUAAGGAGUACAAUGACAGCAUCAUUAAGAGAUUACACAAGGUGCUGAGACCAUUCAUAUUGAGGAGAUUAAAGAGUGAAGUAGAGCAACAGAUGCCCAAGAAGUUUGAACAUGUUGUAAUGUGCAGACUGUCCAAACGGCAGCGGUACCUCUAUGAAGAAUUCAUGGCACGAACCAAAACUAAGGAGACUUUGGCAUCAGGCAAUUUUCUGAGUGUGAUAAAUGUGCUAAUGCAGCUACGUAAAGUUUGCAAUCAUCCUAACUUGUUUGAACCACGUCCAACUGUAUCGCCCUUCAUGAUGGAGGGUAUUCUGUACAGAGCCCCAUCCAUAGUUUGGGGAAUUACUGACUACGAUCCAUUCAAGCAUGUAGACCUAUUCAGCUUAAAUUUACUUCUUGCUGACCUAGAGCUAUGCCUAACGGCAUUUGCUGCACAUCGCAUUCGCAAGUUCCAAGCAUCCAAAAGACUCAUUGAAGAAAUAGACUCUGCCCCAGACCCUCCACCAAAGUGUCCAGCUGGUAAAAUCAAGCUCCACGUGCGGCCGUCUAGUCAAAGUGUGCCUAAGCCAGGAACUUCUCCUGUGACCACUCCUAGAGCACCAACUCCUGUAGGGACUGUGCGAGCUCCAUUGCAGCAAGCUCCUGCAGUAGCAGCAGCACCUGCUUCUGUGCCAGGUGGAGGCAUGAGGUUCCAGCUGGUGCAGCAAGGAGGUACAAUAAAAGCCAUCCAGGUUGCACCAGGCACAGGCAGCAGUGGAAUGAUGGUGCAACAGACACCCCAGGGACCACGUUUGGUCGUGCCACAAAGAGUGGGCAUUAGUAACCCAACUGGUGCUGCCACUGUGGGUGGAGCACCAACAGUUGCUGGUACAUCAGCAGUUGGAGGACUUCAGCUCCUACAAACUUCAACGGGACAGCUGUUAUUAACAACAGCACCUGUACAAAAGCCAGUGAACCAAACAAUGUCUCAAGGUGUCAGUGGGACAGCAGCAGCAGCACUGCUACAGCGUCUCCAAGGGUUAAAGGGCUUGCAAGGUUCAAUGAUAACAACAGGUGCAGGUGGUCGACCUGUCUUGAGAUUACCACUACCUACAAACACUCUGAGACCGCAGACUCAGGUCUUGGGCACUGUUCCUAAUCCUGGAGUAACACAAGCAGUAGGAGGAGCAACAGCAGUACGUCCUCCUAUGACUCCUGUUCAGAGUACACCCACUGCAAGUCCUGUGAGGCCUGGACCCUCAUCCCCAGCACCUCGGUUACAGACAGCCAAUUCAACCCCAAGCACCACGCCCACCAAGGUCAUGACGAGGGUUGAACAGCGGGAGCUGGAGCGCCUAGAAGAAAAGAGAAAAGAUGAAGAGAGAAAAAGAAGCUUGUUUUUCCUUAAUGAUCUGGAUGAAAGAAAGCGAAAGAACAGAAAGGAUAAACUGUCGCUCAUUUCCAAACUAAACACCCGCCGCUGCCAUGCAUGCCCCAUCUAUGGGUCAGAUCUGAUUGAGGCAGUCAAUGUCAUUGGGAAUAUUCAGGGACUGGCCUUGAGCAAGGAUUGGUGUGGCCAAGGAAUGGUCAAUUGUCAGCAUGCAACUAUGGUCAACCCAAGAUAUUAUUGGUCCCAGACUCAAUCACUUCACAUGAUGGUGAACACUCCUGUGACCUAUCUUCAGAAGCUGAAGGAUAUGACAGACAGAUAUGUGUUCUGUAUUCCGUCAGUGGUCGCGCCGUACCCUCAGAUGAGAUUGAGUCAUCCACAGCCUUCCAAACUGUGGAUGGAUGAGCGAGUGAAGGUGAUCAUGAAGAAUGGGCUUGGGCCGAGAAUGUCACCAUUGCAUCAUAUCAUGAAUGCUUCUGUUACACAAUUCCCUGAUCCAAGACUCAUUCAGUAUGACUGUGGUAAGCUGCAGACUCUAGAUCGCCUUCUACGUCAGCUAAAGUAUGGGAGUCAUAGAGUCUUGAUAUUUACACAAAUGACAAAAAUGCUGGACGUUUUUGAAGCCUUCCUCAAUUACCAUGGACACUUGUAUUUGAGAUUAGAUGGCACAACAAGAGUUGACCAGAGACAGGUUUUGAUGGAGAGGUUCAAUCAAGACAAACGCAUCUUUGCUUUCAUUUUGUCAACUCGGUCUGGAGGUAUUGGUGUGAAUCUCACUGGCGCAGACACGGUCAUAUUUUAUGACUCAGAUUGGAAUCCAACCAUGGAUGCUCAGGCGCAAGACAGGUGUCAUCGUAUUGGACAAACCAGAGAUGUGCACAUCUACAGACUCAUAUCAGAGAAGACCAUCGAAGAGAACAUCUUGAAGAAAGCCAAUCAGAAGCGCCUUCUUGGUGAUCUCGCAAUUGAAGGCGGCAACUUCACCACAGCGCACUUCAAGAGGUCUACCAUCCAGGAUCUCUUUGAUGUUAAUGUUGCUGAACAAGAUGCAUCAAAGAGAAUGUCAGAAGUCCUAGAAAAGAAUGGCGCUCCAGAAGAGGGCAAAGAGUACUCUGAAGGAGAAAGAGUCAAGAUGGGAGCAUUUGAAAGUGCCUUAGCUGCUGCCGAGGAUGAGACUGAUGUUCAGGCAGCAAAGACAGCAAAGGCAGAGGCUGCUGCAGAGUUGGCCGAGUUCGAUGAAAACAUUCCAAUUGAAGACGGAGAAGGAGGAGAAGAAUUGAGCAAGGCUGAGCAGGAGGUAGCACUGCUAAUGAAGCAGUUGACUCCAGUAGAAAAGUAUGCCAUGAAGUUCAUAGAGUCUGCUGAUGAUGGUUGGGCUGCUGAAGCAGAGCGCAUGGCAGCAGAAAUUGAGCAGCAGAAGAAGGAAUGGGAAUUAGGGCGCCUGCAAGCUUUAAAGGAGGAGGAGGAGCGUUUGGCCCACAACUCGGAUGAUGAGCUUCUGGCUUACUCUUCUGCCGAUGCACACAAUCAGUUAUGGCUGUCUCUUUGUGGGAGGGAAGAAAUGCCAAUUUGGCAACCCCCAACCCCACCAAGAGAUGAAAAUGACGUGUACAUCGACCACUCCCUCGGCUUCUGGUAUGACUCUAGCAUUAUGCCUGAGUCGGCUCUUCCUCCAGUGUAUAUAAAGAAAGAACACAAGAGACUUAAACUAGAGCCUGGAACAGGAGGUGGUAGUGGUGAUAACCAGAGCGGGCUCCGCAGACCUCCAAAACUUCGUCGUGAAGAUGCGGUUUAUGCUCCACGGUCACUAUUUGACAGACCUUCUCCGGCAGUUGUCAGAAUCCGUCGGGAUCUUAAACUGCAGAAGUAUCGUGGUAUUGUACGUCCCAGCAUUCCUCUGCCUGGCCUCAAACCAGCUUUGCUAACCAAACCUCCAGCAGCUGAGCCAGAAAAUGCACCUGAAUGGGCCGUCCAUGAGGACUGGGCCAUUGUGCAAGCAGUACAACAACAUCUGCAGUUGGAGUUGCCCGUCAAUCUCUUGGUGCUGUCACCAGGACACACACCCAACUGGGAUCUUGUGGCAGAUUACGUCAAUUCUGUGUCCAGAUGCUACCGUUCACCCCGUCACUGUCGCAGUCGCUAUGAGAAUACCAUCUUGCCACGGGAGGAGGGCAAGCUACCUCCAGACACUCCACCUAAGAAGAUUACCAAGAAGCAGAAAUCUGGCAUUCUUCCAAAGCCUCUGCAGAAAAGUUCUCGUUCUAUGCGUACAUCUCAGCUGUUUGCACAGGAUAAUAAUAGCAAUUUUUCAUCGUUGUAUUGUACCCGGUUUGAGACAAUCAAGAACAUAGCAAUCAAGCGCACGCCAACCACAAAGCCUCCGCUCAGCAACCCCACACAUAAGAAUCCCAAGCAUGCUCAAGUCCUGGCUGAAUCAGGAAUUCAGUAUGAUGGGCCUCUAAACCCUGGCCAGGUUGCAGCUAAUCUUGCUGAGCGCAUUCAGCGUGCAAAGCAGAAAACGCAGGCAGCCCAGGAACUUGCACAGCAACAGAAAAUAUUACACCAACAGUUGCAGCAGCAGCAGCAACAACAGCAGCAACAACAACAGCAACAGCAACAGCAACAACAACAGCAACAGCAACAAAACUUACAAGCACAGCUUACUGCAAAUCAACUGCAACAGCAGCUGCAACAGCAACAGAACCAACAAAGUCCAGUUCAGCAACAAACAGCACAGUCCCAGAGUCAGCAGUUGGGGCAGCAGCAGAUCCAGCAGCAAGUGUCAGUGGUGGGGAGCAGUGGUGUGCAGCAGGUGGUUAGCAGUGGCCUGGCAAGCAAGGCGUCCUCUUCAGUGGUCCUCAGCCAGGGCACAGCCAUGACUGUGGCCACAGUGACAGCUGCCACCACAGGAAUCACCACCACAGCUGUAACAUCUUCAGCAGCUGCUGCCAUUUUAAGUGGUGUGCGCACUGCUGUUGGAACUUCAGGUGCUAACACUGGCAGAACAACACUUACUCUGCAAGAACUCCAAGUUCGUACCUCAGGAAGUAACCAAGGCACGGUUGUCAGUGUGGCUGGCUUGACCCAAGCACAGUUACAGACAGCUAAACUCUCCUCUCAGUCAUCCACACAGAAAGGUUUAACAGGGGUCUCACGGUCUCUUACUCCAGCACAACUACAGUACCUGAAACAGCAAGCCCAUGCUAGGCAUGCUUUGGCUUUGCAGCAACAAGGAAAGGUAGUAACUACUGGAGACCAGUCCAUCAAACGAGUCCAGAUUGCAGGACAGGCUGGAACAACUCAAAAGGUACAAGUUGCUGUAUCUGGAGGGACCUUGGCUGGUAUGACAGCUAUACAGGUGAGUCAAGCUGGACGGACACAGCUAGUGAAACCUGGGACAGUUGUGGCUGGUGCCAGUGGCGUUGUGACGACAGGAAAAGCUGUAACACGAACUGUGACCGAUCGGGAAGUUGCUGCCUUCCUCAAACAACAACAGCUUAAUAAAUCUGGCCAAGUGACUCAGAUAUUUUCUCAAUUGAAGGUGCAGGUACCAUCAGCACAGUUACUAGCAGGUCUACAGGUGCAAGGUGGGGCGAGUGGAGGAGGCACCCCUGUAGCCACGCUUGUGAAGACUGUCAGUGCUCCAUCCACCUUAGUGCACACACCCACAUCAGUGACACUUCCUGCUUCAGCUAUAAAUGUAACACUCCCUCAAGCCCGAGUGACAACCGCUGCCACAGUAGCAAAGGCUAACACCACACAGCAGACUGUACGUAAUAUCUCCUUGCCACAACAGUUGUUAGCCAAGCAUCGAUCGUUGGUCGGGGUGAAAGGUCCUGUUGGCCUACAGUUAGGUGGGAAAGCUGUUGGUGGCACUGGUCUGAGCACAGUGCAGAUAGUGCAAGGUGGCAGUCAGAAGCAGAUGUCCCAUGUCACUGUUCAGCAGAUCCAGCAGGUCUUUAAGCAGGUUCCACAGACCAUUCAACAUAUUACACAGGGUGGGACAGUAAGUGGCACAGUUGUAGGGAAGGCGGUAGCAGGAGGAAGUGUAUCAGGGACAAAUGUGACAGCAUCUGGUGCCCAGGGAAUUACCACCUCACACAGCACGAAGCUUGUUCCUAUGACUGUUGCCUCUCACCAGCACCAGCCUCAACCCAUAAAGCAGACCAUUCAGGUUGUAUCUGCUGGGUCUUCUGUGGUUGGAGGCAAUUCAGGCAUUCGUGUUAGUGCUGGUGAACGUUCCUCCCCCUCAGCUCUGGCACUGCAGGCUGGCAAGAUGACGAACCCAGCAAUCCUGUCACAGGUGUCUGCAGCACUUCAGGGUCAGCCCAUGUCUGUAGCAGUGAGGACACCCACACAGAGUCCUGUCAGAAUACAGACAUCAGCCCUGCAGACACAGCAAACAACCCAGACACAGCAAGGACAACAGCAGACUCAGCAACAAGGACAGCAACCAGGCGGGAGUCAGUAAACGUGACUGCUGUGGUGUCAUGAAAUGUGAAUUGAGGAUUUGACAAUAUUAGUAGUGUAUUUUUUUAUGAUUAUUAUUAUUAGACUUUGUCAACAUUAUUAGCGGAUUUUUUUAUUAUGAUUAUCAUCAGUCAUUGUAAUCAUUACUGAAAUGACUUAUAAUUAGUGAUACAUAUUUAUUGUAUUAACAAUAAUUUGUAUUGUCAUAUGUACAUAUUGCCAUUAGCAUUUCUUGAUCAUCAUUAUAUGUAUAUGUAUGUAAUGAUGAAUAUGUGAAUAAAUGUGAAUAAUUUGCAAUGCAAAUACAAAAAACUAAACAAAAAAAUGUAUAAUGUUCUCCAUUUUGACAUUUUAUGUCAUCACUGUGUAUAUGGGUUACCUCAGACCAAUAUUUGAUUUAAGGUGGGACAGAUUAUCAUAAUCACUAUCAUUAUCACUAUCAUUUUCCACCAGUAACAUUAGGUGUGGUAUUUUUUAAUGUUCAUAAAUUGGAAAUUGUGAUGACUCAAUGGAGUUGAUGUUGUUUUUUUCUCGGAAAAGGAUUAACAGCAAGUUGCAUGCUUAUGCCACACAUGCAAGUCUGGUGCUAGUACCACACGCACACUGGAUAUUGGAGCAGAUGUGCAUGUAGAGCAUCCCGUUGGAUGUAGCCAUGUAACAUCCAGUGCUUAUUGUCUGGUUCAGUGUGGUACUGGUAGACGUCCAUAUCUGGUGCCCAAUCAGGUGUGGUGUUCAUUAGGUGUAAUGCAUAUGUACUUGGCUUGAAAUUUAUUUGAUUACAGUUAUGGAAGUCCUUAUGAGUAAAAUUAUUUUAUAUUUAUAAAUAUAUGCUUUGAAGAUAAA